This is a messenger RNA of Leptosomus discolor (cuckoo roller), 2434 nucleotides long. The record is from RefSeq and is a predicted model, not a curated record. NCBI's taxonomy places the organism in Eukaryota, Metazoa, Chordata, Aves, Leptosomiformes, Leptosomidae.
ACUCGGAAGAGACAGAAACCUGUCAGUGAGACGGAGAGUGGAGAAUGUUACAGGUCACCUUUCCGGAAACCCUUGGCUCAGUUGACCAAUAGACCUCACUGCCUGGAUAGCAGUCAACAUGAGGCUUUUAUCCGCAGCAUUUUGUCCAAACCCUUCAAAGUCCCAAUUCCAAAUUAUAAAGGGCCACUGGGCUUACGUGCGCUGGGUAUCAAACGGGCAGGGCUGAGGAGUCCUCUCCAUGACCCUUUUGAGGAAGGAGCUCUGGUUCUGUACGAACCCCCACUGCUGAGUGCCCACGACCAGCUGAAAAUAGACAAGGACAAAGCACCUGUCCAUGUCGUGGUGGAUCCUGUUCUCAGCCGUGUUUUACGGCCCCAUCAGAGAGAAGGAGUGAAAUUCCUCUGGGACUGUGUGACGAGCCGGCGGAUCCCUGGGAGUCAUGGCUGUAUCAUGGCAGAUGAAAUGGGGCUGGGCAAAACACUGCAGUGCAUCACACUCAUGUGGACGCUUCUCAGGCAAAGUCCAGACUGCAAGCCUGAAAUCGAGAAAGCCAUGGUGGUGUCUCCCUCCAGCCUGGUGAGAAACUGGUACAAUGAAGUAGAGAAAUGGCUCGGGGGAAGGAUCCAGCCGCUGGCCAUUGAUGGAGGCUCCAAAGAAGAGAUUGACCAUAAACUAGUUGGCUUUAUGAACCAGCGUGGCCUGCGAGUGCCUUCACCCAUCCUGAUCAUCUCCUAUGAGACCUUCCGACUCCACGCUGAGGCAUUACAGAAGGGCAGUGUUGGGCUGGUCAUAUGUGAUGAGGGCCACAGACUGAAGAACUCUGAAAACCAAACAUACCAGGCUCUCAACAGCUUAAAAACACCUCGACGAGUCCUUAUCUCAGGCACCCCCAUUCAGAACGACCUGCUUGAAUAUUUCAGCCUGGUGCACUUCGUCAAUUCAGGCAUCCUAGGGACAGCACAGGAAUUUAAAAGACAUUUUGAAAUUCCCAUCUUGAAAGGCAGAGAUGCGGAUGCAAGUGAAGCUGAGCGACACAAAGGAGAAGAGCGGCUUAAAGAGCUGAUCAGCAUUGUGAACAGGUGUUUAAUCCGAAGAACUUCAGACAUCCUGUCCAAAUACCUGCCAGUGAAGAUAGAGCAGGUGGUCUGCUGCAGACUGACACCUCUGCAGGCUGAGCUGUACAAGAAUUUCCUGAAGCAAGCCAAGCCAGUGGAGGAGCUGAAGGAGGGCAAAAUCAGUGUAUCCUCUCUCUCUUCCAUCACUUCUUUGAAGAAGCUCUGCAAUCACCCUGCUCUUAUCCAUGAUAAGUGUGUGGAGGAGGAAGAAGGUUUUAUGGGAGCCCUGGACUUGUUCCCUGCUGGCUACAGCACCAAAUCUGUGGAGCCCCAGCUUUCAGGAAAGAUGCUGGUUUUGGACUACAUCCUUGCUGUUACGAAAAGCACCAGUAACGACAAGGUGGUUUUAGUGUCUAACUACACUCAGACACUGGACCUAUUUGAAAAGCUCUGCAGGAACAGAAGAUAUUUAUAUGUCCGGCUGGAUGGCACUAUGUCCAUUAAAAAGAGAGCGAAGAUUGUGGAACGAUUCAACAGUCCCUCGAGCCCUGAGUUUAUCUUCAUGUUGAGCAGCAAAGCAGGUGGCUGCGGUUUGAAUUUGAUCGGAGCUAACAGACUGGUCAUGUUUGACCCAGACUGGAAUCCAGCUAACGAUGAGCAGGCCAUGGCUCGUGUGUGGCGGGAUGGCCAGAAGAAGACAUGCUACAUCUAUCGACUGCUUUCGACGGGGACCAUAGAGGAGAAGAUAUUCCAGCGCCAGACCCACAAGAAGGCCCUCAGCAGCUGCGUAGUGGAUGAAGAGCAGGAUGUAGAAAGGCACUUCUCACUUGGGGAGUUGAAGGAGCUUUUCACAUUGAAUGAGACCACCACCAGUGACACCCACGACAAGAUCAAGUGUCGUCGCUGUGUGAACGGCCACCAGGUACGGCCCCCUCCGGAAGGGUCUGACUGUACCUCUGACCUCUCUCAGUGGAACCACUGUGCUGAUAAGCGAGGGCUGCAGGACUCUGUGCUGAAGGCUGCAUGGGAUGCCACCGUCACCUUCACCUUUCAUCAUCACUCCCACGAGGAGCAACGAGAGAUUCCCUAACAGCUUCCUGUCCCCUGUGGGGGCAAGUGCAGGCUGCUGUGGCAGUCCGCCCCACUUUAAUCCCUUUCAGGGAAAGGGGCAGUGGGUAGCAGAACAUGCUGGGUGGCUGUGUGGCUGUGAAAUGGCAGAACAGCGUGGUUUCUGAGAGGCUGGAAGGCCCUUAGCAUCUGUCAGUCUGCUGCAACAGCAAGGUGUCCAUGUCUUUGUCUCUGCUGUUUUAUUGUGUGCCUGAAGAACAGCCCUUUGGGAACUGGGAAUAACUGGACCUUGUGCGCUUGAUCAGAUUCAG